AUGGACGGUACAGUCAAGUUCUUUGGUGUCACUGACGGAACGUACAAUACCGCACGACUCGCCACCCAUCCCGAACUAGCUACCAGACUGUCCUUGGCGCCUCUGUCCAACCAGAAGCUGAACGUGCCGAAAAAUAUGUGGAAGAGCAUGGGACUGCGUCUCCUCUUUGCUCAGAGCACCGAAGUGGCAUUCGCACUUAUCGAGGCACAGAUGCUAAAGAGCGCAUUCCCAACUAUGCUCGACGAAGACAAGCAGAAGCUGCAAGACGGUAAUGUUACUAUGAUCAAGAUCGAGAAAAAGCAAAGGACCUAUAUCUACAGGCUUUUCUCGGUGCUGAAUCUCGACAUGAUUCGGCAAGAGAAACCUUGA
Molecule: messenger RNA, 369 nt
Organism: Sporisorium graminicola
Lineage: Eukaryota; Fungi; Basidiomycota; Ustilaginomycetes; Ustilaginales; Ustilaginaceae
Exons: 1
Coding region: 1-369 (122 amino acids)
Source: RefSeq, a predicted model, not a curated record